AUGGAUUAUCUUAAAAAACAGCAUUAGAAUUAUAAGAUUACAAUCACCAGCUUUAAAUAAAACUUCGAAGAAUAUUUGCAUCCAGUUAAAUAGAAGAGAAAACAUUAUAUAAAUAAAUUCAAUACCGAAUUGCAAAUUGAAAAUCCAUAACCUAAAUAAGAGGAUACUUAAAUAUCCUAACAAAUUUCUGUCUAAAAAUUAUAUAGAAAAAAAUUCUUAAAGAAACUUGAUGUCUAUAUGGACUUUUUGGAAGGGAUCAAGGAAUCUGAACAAUAAUUCGGAUCACAAUUAAACGAGUUAGAUAGUAAAUUACUUUCUGAAAAUGAAAUUAAUAGCAUAGAUAAAUAUUCUGAAGAAAGAAACGAAAUUAUCCAACAACUUACUGGAAUCUAGUUGAGUUCUAAAUUAUUUUUGUACUUACCUUAAUGGAAAGACUUUAAGAAAGUGUUAAAAUAAAUUAGUCAAAGCCAUAUUGAAAUCGCCUCAGAUAUAAACAAAGUGAGUAUUCAAUUAGUAUCACUCAGGAGAACCUACACGAAAGAAGUGGAGGAAAUCAGAAAACAAAGAAAGAAAUUAAAAUAUCAAACGGUCGAAUGCUAUCAACAUUAUAAUAAGAUUCUAAAUGAAUUCAAUUAAAUUGAAAAAGAUUUGUAAUCCUUUACUUUGGCUCAUCAAGAAAUGCUAAAAAGAAAGGAUGAUCCAACUUAAAUCAUUAAAAGCGAAAUGAAAGUCAAAUUGCAAAUGCAGCAAUCUGAUACCAUAAGAUUGAAAUUAACAGAUGCCAGAGAUAAAAUCAAAGAGAAUUAAAUAGAAAUCAAUGAAUUUAAUCAAAAGAUGCACCUAUUCUAACUUAAUUAUGAAGAGUCGAGAGUUGUAUUUGUAAAACAAGGUUUCCAAGCAUUUUUAAUUACAUCUGAGAAUUAUGCCAGUUAAUUUUAGACUUAGAUCUCCACUUUAAUAGUAAUUAUGGAUGAAGAUUAUUAUUAAAUAUACCCCUCGAGAUAACACAGGAGUCCAAAAUCCCCUCAAAAGCAAGUGUAGGAGGAUUAAUAAUAAAAUUAAAUAGCUGAAUUUGAUAUCAAUGAAUAAAUAAAGGAAUGUUAAAGACAAACUACUUAUUUACUUUAAUAAUGGUAAAUAGUGUAAAAGUAUAAUGAAGAAUUAGAGUACUUCUUCAGAGAUACUAUAUAAAUUUUUAAUCAAAAAUUAAUAGAUAAAGAUUUUACAUUAGUGAAAUUACAAAUUGAAUUAGAAAAACAAGAAGUUGCAGAUAUUUUCAAUGUUCUAUUUUCAAGUUUAGUGGGUGUUAUUCAAAUAAUUAAAGAUUCAAAUAAACAACUUGUUGACUAAAUAGAAAGAAAAAGAUAAGAUAUUGCUAAAUGUAGAUUAGAGAUGUCUAUUGGCAAAGAACUUGAAACUUGUGCAUUAAGAGAUCUAAAAAAGUUGCAAAGUCUUAGCACUGAUGAAAAAGCACUUGAAUAGUAUCAAAAUGAUUAAGUCGAUAAAUCCAAAACAAAGAAGGCAGCUUAACAUUUUUUUAAUGAGAUGAAAUAAAAUAUGUCAGAUGUGAAAUCCUUAAAUUUCGGUAAAUUUUAUGCAACUAUCGGUUAAACUGUAUCUAAAGUUCAAAAGAUGAGUAAUUUGAAAGAGGAUGAUCUUAGAGAGUAGUAGGUAAAAUUAAUAGAAGAUAAAAAAACUCUUAUUUCAUUGUAAGGGUAUACUUUAAAGAAAAUUGAAGAUAUUCUCAAUAAACACAAUAAAUAAGUAGCUAAAAUGAAAAAAACAUUAAUUGAAGAUUUGGGGAGAUUUGCUAUUUAAAUAUUUACUAAUCUAAGAAUGAUAGUUGAUGAAACUACUGAAAAUAUUUAGAUUAUGUAAUAAAGAGAAAUCUUAUAAAAUGAAAGUAAGGAGCAAGUAAUAUAAAAUGAAAAAGAAGUGACUAUUUGUCAAAAUGAAGAAAUGGUAGAAGAUGUUUAUGUAAGUACAACAUCAUUAUUGCUUUAAAAACUAUUAAAAGUAUUAGUCAACGACUGGAAGGAAAGUCAAUUUUUUAAAGGGAAGAUUAAAAAGAUUUUGCAUAAGACUUUAAAUAAAAAGAGAGCUGCAAUGCUAUCAGAGAUUAAUGUAUCUGAUUUAAAGAUUAUUGGUGAUCCUCCAUCAUUAUCUGAUAUAUAAGCACUAAGAUAGGAUGCUAAUGAAUUUCUAUGUGACUUAGACUUAUCUUUUAGAGGGAAAGUCUUAAUUGUCUUAAGUACAAUUUUCCUCGUUACAUGGCCUAAGGAAUAUUAAGUGCCUAUUGAAAUCAAGAUUACAGUUACUAAUUUUGCUAGUAGGAUUAGAUUGUGUUUUGUACCCACUCCUCUUGGAAAGAGUUGGCUAUCCAUUAUAGGAUAACCUGCUAUUAAUUUAGAUAUUGAAUUAAAUCUCUUGCAGAAAUAUAAUGUUGCUAAAAUAUAAUAAAUUACUGAUUUAAUAAGAGAGGCCUUAAUAGGAAAAGUUAAGCUCAUGACUUACCCUAACACAGUAUCCAUUAAGCUGCCUUUAAGUAAGAAAUGA
Molecule: messenger RNA, 2556 nt
Organism: Paramecium tetraurelia
Lineage: Eukaryota; Ciliophora; Oligohymenophorea; Peniculida; Parameciidae
Exons: 7
Cellular component (GO): endoplasmic reticulum
Molecular function (GO): lipid binding
Source: RefSeq, a predicted model, not a curated record